UUUCAUCCACGAAGAAGAAGAGCCGGAAGUGCACCGUUCCUCCUGCCCGCAGCUCGUAGCUAAAGCUACGUUGGUGUCAUCGUCUUAUCGGUUUGGGGUUUGACAACAUAAACAACAACCUAAUUUCGUGUCCAGCCACGAACGCUUAUUUUCACGGAGGUCUCCGGAGAGAUGAACAACACCGGGAAUAAGAGAGCUCCAACUACAGCCACUCAGCGACUUAAGCAGGAUUACCUCAGGAUAAAGAAAGACCCAGUGCCUUACAUCUGUGCAGAGCCUCUCCCCUCCAACAUCCUAGAAUGGCACUAUGUAGUCAGAGGUCCUGAGAAAACUCCAUAUGAAGGGGGUUAUUAUCACGGAAAACUCAUAUUUCCUCGAGAAUUUCCUUUUAAACCACCAAGUAUUUAUAUGAUUACACCGAACGGAAGAUUCAAGUGCAACACGAGGUUAUGUUUGUCCAUCACAGACUUCCAUCCGGACACGUGGAACCCUGCUUGGUCCGUGUCCACAAUCCUCACAGGUUUGCUCAGCUUUAUGGUGGAGAAAGGACCAACACUUGGAAGCAUCGAGACGUCCGACUACACAAAAAGACAACUUUCUGCCCAAAGCCUGGCCUUUAACCUCAAAGACAAAGUGUUCUGCGAGCUCUUUCCUGAGGUCGUGGAAGAGAUUAAGCAGAAACAAAAAGCCCAAAAGGAGUUAAGCACCCGCUCGCAGCCUCUCCCUUUACCUGACGUAGUUCCUGAUGGAGACCCUCAACAAGCUCACUAUGGCCUCCCAGCCCUCAACGGAGGACCGGCCCCUGUGGGAGGCGCAAACCCCGCCCCCGGCCUGCAGCAGGCCAAUCGGAACCACGGACUUCUAGGCGGCGCUUUAGCCAACCUGUUUGUGAUCGUAGGCUUUGCAGCGUUUGCUUACACCGUCAAGUACGUCCUGAGGAGCAUAGCCCAGGAGUGAGAGGAGGAGGAGCAGCCCCCCCUCCUCCUCUUAGUGAGCCACCUACAUGACUCUGAUCUUUACAAACACAAUACGAGGAGGAGGAGAGGAGGACCCACUCCCCGGUUAAACUCCUCCUCCACCAAAACGACCACAACCAUGGACUUUAGAAGUAAACUGAAGCUCGCCCACCCCCGACGGACUGAGAGCAGGAGGUGGAUGGGAGUGGGAGUUUGGAUGGGGGGGGUUUAUUAAAGUGGUUGUGAUCCACUUUGUGCUGCAGUGGUUUGUACAAAACCUGGUAGCAAACUUGGCUCAUGGGUUGAAAAUGAAUUUAGACACAAACCCAUCAGAGCAGUUGUAACCCUCUUAACAGCAGUCCUGAAAUCACUCUGGGCUGUUUUUAAUUCAAGUUAAAGGAACAGGAUUUUAAAUGGUCAACAACACACAGUAAAUCAUUACCUAAAUCUGUAAAAAAAAAGUGAUUUGCCUCAAAAAAGUCUCUCAUUGUGUUUUGGUUUAAGCAGAGAAUUAUCUCCUUGAGGAGAUUGUACGCGUCAUACAGCUGUCAGGUGAGGGAGUUAAUAUAUAAGCUUGUAUCAGAGAAAGCUUUAUUGUUCUCUAGAAAUGCCACAAAACUGCCUCAAACCUAUUCAUCUUAUUUAUCAGAUCCUAAACUCCCUCACACCGUGAUUUAAUUAAACCCGGAGUCAGUAAAAUC
Austrofundulus limnaeus is the source of this 1657-nucleotide messenger RNA. It is a transcript of the gene ube2j2, whose product is annotated as ubiquitin-conjugating enzyme E2, J2 (UBC6 homolog, yeast). Lineage: Eukaryota; Metazoa; Chordata; Actinopteri; Cyprinodontiformes; Rivulidae. The transcript has 7 exons. Bases 172 to 957 code for a protein of 261 amino acids. The record is from RefSeq and is a predicted model, not a curated record.